AUGGAACACGAACGUUCUUUUCAAAAACAACCAACAAUUUUCUUAAAUAAGAAACAAGGUGCAGGAAAAGCAAGUAAAACAGGUCGUGCUGAACGAUAUACACGCAAUGUUGGCUUAGGUUUCAAAACACCACGAGAAGCUAUUGAAGGUACAUACAUUGAUAAAAAAUGCCCAUUUACUGGCAAUGUAAGCAUUCGUGGUCGUAUCCUUACUGGCACAGUAAUGAAACUUAAGAUGACACGAACCAUUGUUAUUCGUCGAGAUUAUUUGCAUUAUGUUCGUAAAUACAAUCGUUUUGAAAAACGUCACAAAAAUAUGUCCGUACAUUUAAGUCCAUGCUUCCGUGAUGUACAAAUCGGUGACGUCGUUACUAUUGGUGAAUGUCGUCCAUUGUGUAAAACAGUUCGAUUCAAUGUACUCAAGGUCGCUAAAGCAGCCGGUUCAAAGAAACAAUUUCAAAAAUUCUAA
This is a messenger RNA of Rotaria socialis, 468 nucleotides long. Lineage: Eukaryota; Metazoa; Rotifera; Eurotatoria; Philodinida; Philodinidae. The record is from the annotation of a GenBank genome assembly.